AUGAGUUCGAUUCCAGAGGAGCUGUUGGCAAUUAUACUCUCGAAAUUACCAAUAAAGAUUUUCACAACUUUCAAACUUGUUUGCAAGCAAUGGGAAUCGAUCUUGAAUUCUCCAUAUUUUCGUAACUUGUUUCAGUCCACGCACCAAAACUCACAUUCAUGGUCGCUCAUGUCUUGGGAUUACAAGAAAGAACACAUAGUCCAAUACAGAUUCAACAGUUGGGGUCUCGAAAGGUCUCUAGGCUCUUACAUCUCAUCAUUCCUAACCAACAAGUUUGCGAGUCAGAGAAACGAAUACAUAGUCUGGUCUUACGCUGAGGUUGGAUUCAUAUUGAUCAGUGAAGCCCUUUUCCAUUGUAAGAACCGAUCAUUGUACGUGGCUAAUCCAAUUACACAUGAAUGCAUUAAAAUACCUUCUCAUUCUCAGCACAAGUAUUCCGCAUGGCCAUUGGGGAUUGCUACACGAACUGAGAAGGGUGUCCUUUUGGACUACAAAAUUGUUCUCUACUACACCAAAUACAACUUGUUUAUAUAUUCAUCUCAGACAGGCUUGUGGAGUGACUACAAUGCUGUCUAUUCUGAUAUAUCCUCUUUACACUCAACCAUCAUCUUGCACGGGAGUCUUCACUGGGUUGCCCGCGAUAGUGAGUAUGUAGAUGUUAUUGUAUCCUUUGAUGUCUACGCCAGUGGUACAGACUCUAUACAUGGCCGUACUACGCCAUUCCCUGAUUCAGGAAAAGAACCAAGAUUCAGUAGAUCUUGCUCAACUUGUCAAGGAUCGCUCAUGUAUAUGAACGUAGUCCCUGUAACCAAAGCUGAUGGAACACUAGAGGAUAAGCUAUGUGUAUGGAGGCUAAAGAGUUGGGAAUGGCAACUUGUAUCUGAAAUCUCUUGGGGUUUCAUUGAUGAUACUGGCCGUUUCGAUUAUCUUCCCUUGGGAAUAAACCCUUUUGAUGCUAAAAGAGUCUACUUUUGGAGCAAUAUGCAACAAAGUUUGCUGUCUAUUAACUUACAUAAUGGAAAGUUUGUGCUUGAGAGUAAGUUAGAAAAAAGCUAUUACCCAACAAAGUAUGGAAGUUUGCUUCGUUCGGUCGUUUUCCCAAAAUGGCUGCAUAGAAUUCCCAACACGGUGAGAAUAGUUUAG
Molecule: messenger RNA, 1143 nt
Organism: Capsella rubella
Lineage: Eukaryota; Viridiplantae; Streptophyta; Magnoliopsida; Brassicales; Brassicaceae
Product: putative F-box protein At3g28280
Exons: 1
Coding region: 1-1143 (380 amino acids)
Molecular function (GO): protein binding
Source: RefSeq, a predicted model, not a curated record